GUCGUUUGUCGAAAGAAGAUAUUGAGAGAAUGGUCAACGAUGCAGAGAAGUACAAAAAUGAGGAUGAGAAACAAAAAGCUCGCAUCUCUGCCAAGAAUGCACUGGAGAGCUACUGUUUCCACAUGAAAUCCACCAUUGAAGAUGAAAAACUCAAGGACAAACUAAAUGCUGACGACAGAAAAACCAUCAGCGACAAAUGCUCUGAGGUGAUCGCCUGGCUGGAUGCCAACCAAUUGGGUGAACAAGAGGAGUUUGAGCACAAACAGAAAGAGAUUGAAGGUGUCUGCAACCCCAUCAUCUCCAAGUUGUACCAGGGCGGGGCUGGAGCCGGUGCUGGUAUGCCCAACUUUAAUGCUGGUGGUGCAGGAGCCGGGGCAGCUGGUUCUGGAAGCAGUGGGCCAACCAUUGAGGAGGUCGAUUAA
This is a messenger RNA of Candidula unifasciata, 422 nucleotides long. The record is from the annotation of a GenBank genome assembly. NCBI's taxonomy places the organism in Eukaryota, Metazoa, Mollusca, Gastropoda, Stylommatophora, Geomitridae.